Molecule: messenger RNA, 504 nt
Organism: Chaetomium strumarium
Lineage: Eukaryota; Fungi; Ascomycota; Sordariomycetes; Sordariales; Chaetomiaceae
Product: thioredoxin-like protein
Exons: 2
Coding region: 1-504 (167 amino acids)
Biological process (GO): cellular response to oxidative stress
Molecular function (GO): glutathione peroxidase activity
Source: RefSeq, a predicted model, not a curated record
AUGGCCUCUGCAACAACCUUCUACGAUUUCAAGCCGCUCGACAAGAAGGGCGAGGAAGUACCCCUCUCAGACUUCAAGGGCAAAGUCGUCCUGGUCGUCAACACAGCCUCCAAGUGCGGCUUCACCCCGCAGUACGCAGGCCUUGAAAAGCUGUAUAAGUCCGUGCGCGAGAAGCACGGCGAUGACUUCGUCAUCCUGGGCUUCCCUUGCAACCAGUUCGGCAACCAGGAGCCGGGCUCCAACGAAGAGAUCCAGGAGUUUUGCCAGCUCAACUAUGGCGUCAGCUUCCCCAUCAUGGGCAAGGUCGACGUCAAUGGUGACGAUGCGAGUCCCCUAUUCCAGUGGCUCAAGGAGAAGCAGCCGGGUCUCCUGGGGCUGAAGAGGGUCAAGUGGAACUUUGAGAAGUUCCUGAUUGGGAAGGAUGGUAAUGUGAAGGGCAGGUGGGCGUCCAUCACCAAGCCCGAGAGCUUGGAGCCUAUGAUUCUGGAGGAGUUGGCCAAGUGA